Molecule: messenger RNA, 402 nt
Organism: Eimeria necatrix
Lineage: Eukaryota; Apicomplexa; Conoidasida; Eucoccidiorida; Eimeriidae
Exons: 3
Coding region: 1-402 (133 amino acids)
Source: RefSeq, a predicted model, not a curated record
AUGGGGAAGGUGUCGAAGGCCCGCAAGCGGAAGGGCCGCCAACAGGCUCUGAAGUCCGACGCAAUGGACGAAGACAAACCCCAAAACAGCGGAAAGCUUUCGGAAACUGCGAAAGGCGAAGAGGAAGGAGCAGAAGGCACAAGCAGCCAUGCCGUCUUCAAGCGCCAUGCUGCUGAGAGAAAAGCAGUGAAGCAGAAAAUCGCGGUUUUGAAGCAGCGGCGGAAGAAGCUGCGGAAGAAGUUUCCGAAAGAAGCUGCAGAAAAACGUGAAAUAAACAAAAAGAUUAAAUCUUUGAUAAAAGAAAUAACAGACAAACAUGAAAAAGAAUUAAAAGAAUUGGGAAUUGUCAAGACAGCUGGCGCUGACGAACUCAAAGAUGAAGAUAUCGACAUCGACAACUAA